Molecule: messenger RNA, 798 nt
Organism: Zonotrichia albicollis (white-throated sparrow)
Lineage: Eukaryota; Metazoa; Chordata; Aves; Passeriformes; Passerellidae
Source: RefSeq, a predicted model, not a curated record
CCUCUCCUCUCACCCCGUCCUUUGUGUCCCACAGAUUGAUGAGAUGCCAGAAGCUGCAGUCAAAUCCUCCUCCAAUAAGUACCAAGUCUUCUUCUUCGGGACCCACGAAACGGCAUUCCUGGGCCCCAAAGACCUCUUCCCCUACGAGGAGUGCAAGGAGAAGUUUGGCAAACCCAACAAGCGGAAAGGGUUCAGCGAAGGUUUGUGGGAGAUCGAGAACAACCCCACGGUCAAAGCCUCCGGUUACCAGCCCACCCAGAAGAAGAGCUGCCCCGAGGCGGCCAAGCGGGAGCCCGAGGGGGACGGGGACAAGAAGGGCAACGCCGAGGGCAGCAGUGACGAGGAGGGGAAGCUGGUGAUCGACGAGCAGAGCAAGGAGAAGAACGAGAAAGGAGGCAGCAAGAGGAAAGCUGAGGAUGCUUUGGAGAGGAGAGGGGGACAAGAACAGCGAUGCCGCCGACACACCGGCCACCAACGAGGCCAAGCAGGAGGGCAAGGAGGACGUCAGAGACCACAAGGAGAGCCUGUAGUGGCUUCCCUGGCGAGCUGAUCCUUCCCCCUGGCUCCUGGUGCUGCCCCACGCCGGCUCGUCGCGUCCGGAGCUCCAGACAAGGAAAUUUCCAAAAGAAAACAAAAAAAACUACAAAAAAAAAAAAAGAAAAGAGAGGAAUGCAGAGCAGCUGGGUCCUGCCCCCGAGCGCUCUGUGCCUGCCCUGCUGUGGGCACACGCUUUGUGUUGGCGAUUCCUCGGGGCUGAGCUGUUGAUUUGAAAUAAAAGCGAAUCUUGCCUUUUUAAAA